Molecule: messenger RNA, 336 nt
Organism: Neurospora hispaniola
Lineage: Eukaryota; Fungi; Ascomycota; Sordariomycetes; Sordariales; Sordariaceae
Exons: 1
Coding region: 1-336 (111 amino acids)
Source: RefSeq, a predicted model, not a curated record
AUGUUUCGGCAGUCAACCUCAGAGGGUAGCUCUGCAUACCAGCCACAACGCUUCUUGGACGCCAUUCGUCCAUCACACUGCGAUCUUCCAGCUGAGUUUCAGCAAAAGAGCGCUCGCUCAACCUGUCAAACCUUGACAGGCAUCUCGAAACUGUUCCCGCCGGAAGUUGACCAUUCCAUUCUUGCAGUCAGCCGCCGACCCUCUGAACGCAGUUCUGUUGUCGUUGCUAUCGAUUGGCAUCCUCCAUUACUUCUGCCCUAUGUAUGGGCUAUUGCGAAGAACCAAGUGGCUGGUAGCUCGACCUAUUGCAUCAGAACCCGGUCUUCGGGUCGAUAA